UGUAGCGAGUCAGCGGUGACUGUGGGCUCCUCUCUCUCCCGGCAGUGUGACGAGUGUCUGUGCUGGCAGCACAGCGUGUGCCUGGGGCUGCUGGAGGAGAGCAUUCCGGAGCAGUACACCUGCUAUGUCUGCCGCGACCCUCCCGGUCAGCGGUGCAGUGCAAAAUACCGUUACGAUAAGGACUGGUUGAAUAAUGGGAGAAUGUGUGGGUUAUCAUUUGUAAAAGAAAAUUAUUCUCAUCUUAAUGCCAAAAAGAUAGUUUCCACGCAUCACCUUCUUGCCGACGUGUAUGGUGUCACAGAAGUGCUGCACGGACUACAGCUGAAGAUUGGCAUACUCAAGAAUAAACACCAUCCUGACCUUCAUCUCUGGGCCUGUUCUGGGAAGCGAAAAGACCAAGAUCAAGUGAUUGCUGGGGUAGAGAAAAAGAUAACAGUGCAAGAUGCGGUUAAUCUUGAAGAAAAGAAAUGUCAUGUGCAGAAUCAUAAGGAACCACCUCGUGUGCCCCUAAAAAUGGAAGGAACCUACAUUACAAGUGAGCACAGCUACCAGAAACCACAAAGCUUUGGUCAGGACUGCAGAGCUCUUGCAGACCCCGGGAGCUCAGAUGAUGAUGAUGUUAGUAGUCUCGAGGAAGAGCAAGAUAUCCGCGUGAGAGAGAGAAGCCGUGUACAGUACUCUGUAAAAGAAGAUGGAAUGCCUGCAAAGGUAUAAUUAGAUUAUUUGUCUUUGUUCAGAAAUAUGAUAGGUCAGCAAAGGGAAAUAAAAUAACAUACCGAGUUCCCAGAUUUUACUUAUAUGUCCAAAUUCACAAAUACUUUGCUAGGGUAGACGCUUUUUACUUUCUCUACAAGAAAACAGUGGCCAUUUGGACAUUUAGCUAUCCGCUAAUUCAGAAUUGUAGUAUUUCAGUAAACUUUUGCCCUAACAAAAGUUUCAUUUUUAUAAGCACAACUUGAUACCCACAAAAAACAUGAACCACAUUUUAUUCCAAAUGAAAGUGUUAGUAUGUGAGAACAUGAGCAUGCAUGUGGGUGUUUGUAUGUUUUAAUAUAAUUUGUCUUUCUUGUUUAUGUGUUUUAGAUAAGAGGUGGCACUUUAAUUCUCUUUUUAAAAUACUAGCAUAUUUGUAUGUAUAUAUCACUUCCAUUAUGCAGUAAGUUGAGUUUCUUAGAGCUCUAUGUACAGUAAAUAUUUAUAAACUUAUUUUCUAUUAGGAUUGUUUUAGAGAUGUACCUUCAUUUUUUAAAAAUUGAGUUUCAUUUAGUAAUGCCACUUUAAAAUUAGUUCAUUUGUCUGGCUUCCUUUAUCAAGUAAUUACUAUAAAUAAAUAUUUGAAUUUGGGAAGCUUGUAUUUUAUAAAACUUGUGGUAAAUUAUGUUGUCAAAUUAAUAUCCCUUUUAUGAAAAGGGUUAUUUCUGAGUUCAGAUUUGGUGUGUGUGCACUAAGUAGUUUGCACACUUUAAGUUUUAAAAAGACUUUUGUCUUUUUCUUGCCUCAUUGGUUUCACUGUAUUAGUCCAUUCCAGUCUACAGUUAAUUGGACUUUAUACUGGUCUUUGCCAACCUUCUUGAUGUUUCCAUAAUUGCUUUUUGCCUUCCAUCUACUUAUGUCACCAGUUUAGAUGAAUUGAGGGGAGGGGUCAGUCUAAAUUAGCUGGGCAUUCUAAUUAUAGAAUAUCAUUAGUGACUUCAUUUGUUUAUCACGUUUUAGUCAAUACCAUUGACUCUGUGUAGCACUGUGCUGCUAGGCAUUAUGGGGAGACAUAUCGGAAAUAUCUGCUCUUAAGGACCAUCAGAUGUCAUAUGAUUAUGGGCUAGACUUCCUUUAAAAAUAAACUAGGAGUUUGAUUGGAUUUCACUGAUCUUUGCGAGUGAUGAGGCUUUUAUUUAUUUUUAUUUUUUUUUUAUUAUUAUUUUUUAAAUAUAU
Miniopterus natalensis is the source of this 1929-nucleotide messenger RNA. The record is from RefSeq and is a predicted model, not a curated record. NCBI's taxonomy places the organism in Eukaryota, Metazoa, Chordata, Mammalia, Chiroptera, Miniopteridae.